CUUAAUUUGACAUUGGGUCCUUCAGGCAAUAUUGAAGAUGGCGGCGCCCUUAUGGAUAUCUUCUGUCCUCCGGAUAACUCUAAGAGGUCCUAGCCUGGUUCAGGCGGGGGGGCGCCAGCUCUCACACCUGUCCCGGCCUGCUGCCGCCUGCCGGGCCCUCACCCCGACCCCGACCCCGACCCCGACCCCGACCCUGUUCCCCACGCUGCAAGUCCGGCACGGCAGCUUCUUCAACAAACUGACAGCAGAGCAGCUGUGGAAGGGGGUCCUGGCGGAGACCGGAGCCGGGGCGCGGAAAGGCCGUGGGAAGAGGUCCAAGCGGAAGGGCAAGAAAGACCUCAACCGAGGGCAGCGCAUCGGGGAAGGCCGCGGAGGGUACCUGUGGCCGGGGCUGAACACCUCGCUGCCGCGGGAGGGGCCCCCUAAGCUGUUCUCCCAGCGGAGCACCGCCCAGCAGGAGGAGGUGCGUGCGGAGAUGGAGCGCAGCAACGAGGCGUACGAGAGGAGCAGGAGGACGAAGGUGAAGAAGGAGCGCGGCUGGACCGGGAACUCCUGGGGCGGGAUCAGCCUGGGGCCCCCGGACCCCGGCCCCAACGGCGAGACCUAUCACGAGUUUGACUCUCGGGCGAUAGAGGUGAAGAACGUUUUCAACAUGACGGCCAACGAGGGGAGGAAGAGGUCGGUCAGCUGUCUGGUUGCUGUGGGAAACGGACAAGGGGCCGCAGGGUUCGCUGUGGGGAAGGCUGCAGACCGAAUGACGGCCUUGAGAAAAGCAAAGAACAAAGCGAUUCACUUCCUGUACUUCAUUGAAAGAUACAACGACCACACCAUUUACCACGAUAUCAGCUCAACCUUUAAGAGGACAACUCUGCGGAUGAAGAAGCAGAAUCGAGGCUACGGUCUGCACUGCCACAGGGCGGUCAUCACCAUCUGUAAGCUGAUUGGCAUCGAGGACAUGUACGCCAAAGUGUCCGGAUCCACCAACCUGCUCAACCUCACACGGGCGCUGUUCCAGGGGCUGGCCACACAGGAGACACACAGGGCCCUCUCUCAGAGGACGCAGCUCCACGUUGUGGAGUUCCAGCCGGAGCGCGGGCCCCUCCCCAUCGUGGUGGCCACGCCCCCGGGCGGAGCCCGCUCCAACCCAGAACCCGAGGACGAGGUUCCGGACACGCGGCUGGACUGGGCCGAGGUCCGGGCCACCCAGGGCACUAAGCGCUCCGUCUGGGCCAACGUCAAGAGAACCGUGUGGUGACCUCCGGCACGGCUCCUCCUGAGCUCCUGUCCCACGCCACCCCCGGGGCCCUGUCCCAUCCCCGCUGGCCCUAAACACACCCAGGGGCCCUGUCCCACCCCCGCUGGCCCUAAACACACACAGGGGCCCUGUCCCACUCCCGCUGGCCCUAAACACACCCAGGGGCCCUGUCCCACCCCCGCUGGCCCUAAACACACACAGGGGCCCUGUCCCACCCCCGCUGGCCCUAAACACACACAGGGGCCCUGUCCCACCCCCGCUGGCCCUAAACACACACAGGGGCCCUGUCCCACCCCCGCUGGCCCUAAACACACACAGGGGCCCUGUCCCACCCCCACUGGCCCUAAACACACACAGGGGCCCCAGCCCACUCCCGCUGGCCCUAAACACACCCAGGGGCCCUGUCCCACCCCCGCUGGCCCUAAACACACACAGGGGCCCCUGUCCCACUCCCGCUGGCCCUAAACACACCCAGGGGCCCCAGCCCACUCCCGCUGGCCCUAAACACACACAGGGGCCCCAGCCCACUCUCGCUGGCCCUAAACACACACAGGGGCCCCAGCCCACUCCCACUGGCCCUAAACACACACAGGGGCCCCGUCCCAACCACUUAUCUCUCACCUCCUUCCUGAGAUCUGAUGCCAGCCCAUGUUCUCAGUUUCAUCAUCAGCUCUUGUCAUUUUUUUAAUCUGACUUUUCUGUUUUGAGCUGCAGCUUAAAGAUUGCUUGUGUAUCCCCACUGAACACAUGAGAAUGUGCAUUAACCAGAUUAAAGCAGAGGAAUUAAAACAUGAUAAAGAAUCCUCCA
Conger conger (European conger) is the source of this 2063-nucleotide messenger RNA. It is a transcript of the gene mrps5, whose product is annotated as mitochondrial ribosomal protein S5. The record is from RefSeq and is a predicted model, not a curated record. Gene Ontology annotation, biological process: translation. Gene Ontology annotation, cellular component: ribosome. Bases 38 to 1255 code for a protein of 405 amino acids. The transcript is spliced from 11 exons. Gene Ontology annotation, molecular function: structural constituent of ribosome; RNA binding. Lineage: Eukaryota; Metazoa; Chordata; Actinopteri; Anguilliformes; Congridae.